Molecule: messenger RNA, 2156 nt
Organism: Peromyscus eremicus (cactus mouse)
Lineage: Eukaryota; Metazoa; Chordata; Mammalia; Rodentia; Cricetidae
Gene: Ghdc
Product: GH3 domain containing
Cellular component (GO): cytoplasm
Molecular function (GO): acid-amino acid ligase activity
Source: RefSeq, a predicted model, not a curated record
AUGCUGCUAUGGCUGCUGCCGCUACUGCUGCUGCUGCUGCUGCUGCCCCCACUGGCCAUGCUGUGGCAGCAGAGGUCUCGGGAUGCCAGGCCAUCCUGGCUGAUCCGCCUCCAGCACCAGGUGGCCUGGGGGGCACUGGGCUGGGCAGCCGCCUGGCAGCAGCGAAAACUGGAAGAGAGCACGCGGCACGUGGGCCAGAGCCAGCAGCGGGCACUCAUGUGGUGUCUGAAGAGAGCCCAGAGUCCCUGCUGUCUCCCCAGGGGGGAUACAGACAUAAGCACCUUCCGGAAUCAUCUCCCACUGACCAAAACCAGCCAAGCCCAGGGGGAAGAAAGUGAAGAGAAGCACCUGCCCCCUGCUUUACCCCAGUACCAUGGAGAGGCAUCUCUGCAGGCCACCCUGCUGGGUCUAGUAACCCUAAACAAGGCCUACCCAGAAGUGCUGACUCCAGGAAGCACUGCCUGUGUGACCCCUACAUCCCCAUGGCCCAGCCCUGUCCCCUGGCUCGGGCAUGCCCUGGGCCGGGUAAGCCCCCUUGGAGCCAAGGACUCUCGGACCCUGCUGCUGGAGGCACUGGUAUCCCCAGGGCUGAGGGCACUGGAGGCCAGGACUGCAGGGGAGCUCCUGGAUGUCUUUGUGGGCCUGGAGGCAGAAGGCAAAGAUCUGGCUAAGGCCAUAGCAGCCGGGAACCUAGGAACAACGCCUCUUCCCAGAAGAGCAGCCGAACUGCAGGAAGCCCUGGAGCAGGGACCCCGAGGAUUGGCCCUUCGGCUCUGGCCAAAGCUGCAGGUGGUGGUGACUCUGGAUGCAGGAGGCCAGGCAGAAGCUGUGGCUGCCCUUAGGGCCUUGUGGUGCCAAGGGCUGGCCUUCUUCUCUCCUGCCUAUGCGGCCUCUGGAGGGGUGAUGGCCCUAAACCUGUGGCCAGAGCGACAAGGAUUCUACCUUCUUCCCCCUGGAGUCCCCUUUAUUGAGCUGCUUCCAAUCAAGGCAGGCACCCAAGAGGAGGCGCCCUCCACUCUCCUUCUUACUGAUGUCCAGAGGGAGGAAGAGUAUGAGCUGGUGCUGACUGACCAAGCCGGCCUGACCAGGUGCCGCCUGGGAGAUGUGGUACAGGUGGUUGGUGCCUACAAUCAGUGUCCUGUUGUCAAGUUCACCUGCAGGCUGGGACAGACCCUGAGUGUUCGAGGAGAAGUUACUGAUGAGAAUUUAUUCUCUGCGGCCCUGGCCCAAGCAGUGGAGCAGUGGCCAGGGGCCAAGCUGUUGGACCAUGCCUGUGUGGAGAGCAGCAUUCUGGACUCCUGUGACGGUUCUGCCCCACACUACGAGGUGUUCGUGGAGCUGAGGGGAUUGAGGAAUCUGUCAGAGGAAAAUCGAGACAAGCUUGACCACUGCCUUCAGGAAGCCUCCCCUCACUACAAGUCCUUGCGGUUCCGGGGCAGUGUGGGUCCUGCCAAAGUUCAUCUGGUGGGGCCAGGGAGCUUCAGAGUACUCCGGGAAGCACUAGCAACCUGCCCCUCCUCCUUCCCUCCGGAAAUGCCUCGGGUCCUCAGGCUCAGACACCUGGCCCAGCUCCUGCAGAAGAGGGUGAUAUCCUAACCAAGGCAACCAUCGCCAGGUUUCCCUUUGCCUCCUCACUCCUUCCUUGGGGGUAUCUCCAGAUGUUGAGCCCUGGACUGGACAUCACAUAAUAUUGGCCCAUCAGAGCCACUGGCCUUAGGGAGGCCUUGGACUCAUUGGCUGGUAUUAAGGUGGAGGCUUUGGCGUACAGCAGAACCCAGCAGUGCCCUAUGACUGACUGUCCCUUCAGCCUACCCUACUUGACACUGCUGAGGAGUUCUAAUGCACCUCGGUGGCUUCCUGUAUCUCAGCCCGUCUCGUGUGCUGGACCAGGGUACAGCGUGGGCUGAAAGUGUAGGUGAUGUUCCCAGAGUGGCCCCUUCGGGAGCAGGAGCAAAUGAGCAAAGAUCAUCUUCUCAUGAUCUGAGGUAUAUCUUGCACAAUCUCCUGAAAGGGUGAGACUGUAGCCCACAGGAGUAAUCCAGUGUUUAAUAUUCUUCCUACCAGCUCUCCUUCCUUCCCUCCCAUCCUUCCCUCCCUUGCCCAUUUUAUCAUUUGGCUCCCUGGAUCAACUCCCAAAUAAAAUUCUUUUCAAAAUA